Molecule: messenger RNA, 1849 nt
Organism: Cornus florida
Lineage: Eukaryota; Viridiplantae; Streptophyta; Magnoliopsida; Cornales; Cornaceae
Product: cytochrome b561 and DOMON domain-containing protein At5g47530-like
Exons: 3
Coding region: 64-1305 (413 amino acids)
Source: RefSeq, a predicted model, not a curated record
GCUAAGACCAAGAUCUCAUAACAAAAAUUAAGUCAGAACAUAUGUAUAUACUGUAUAAUAUACAUGGAGAAUUGGAGAUCAGAGAGUGUGACAAAGAUGUCUUCUUGGCAUUUUACUCUAGCGUUCAUCCUGGCCUUGCUUUCCGCCAUCUCCACAACUGCCCAUAUUUCCCCCUGCAGUCAGGAAUUCUCUAACCUUACCAGAAAAAAAAACAACAUUACGAAUUGCAAGAAAUUGAAUAGUUUGGGAGCUGAAUUUGGGUGGGAGUACAACCAUGAAUCGAGGACUAUUGACAUUUGGUUUGGUGCCAAGCUAGAGUCUGAGAUGGGAUGGUUAGCCUGGGGGGUGAACCCUCAGGACAGACCACAGAUGGUUGGGACUAGAGCCCUCAUAGGCAUCAAACAAUCAAAUGCUUCACUCAUAAUCAACACCUAUAACAUCACCAGUGACACCAAGCUAGGUUGCCGCCUCCUACCUACCGACAUUGAUGUGGAAGUUCGGGACAAGAAUUUUUUUUACUUAGGUAAAAUUCAAUACUAUGUAAUAGAUGCCACACUUGUUCUUCCUUCAGCAUACAACAUUUCAAGGCUGAACAUUGUGUGGCAAGUUGGGCACGCCGCCUCUGGCGACCAACCCAUGAUGCAUCCCACCACUCUCCGAAAUGUUGAUAGCGUGGAGACUCUAAACCUCGUUUCUGGUACUAGUAUUGGAAGUGUUGGAGAGCACCGUCGUCACCUUAGAAUGGUCCAUGGGAUUUUGAACAUUAUUGGGUGGGGUACAUUCAUGCCAAUGGGUGUGAUUGUGGCGAGGUACUUCAGGAAAUUUCCAGUAGAAACCAAAUGGUGGUUUAGAAUUCAUCUAUUUUUCCAGAUUGGGGGAUAUAUUUUGGGAACAAGCGGCUGGGCCAUUGGAUUAUGGCUUGGAAAUGCUUCUAAGUACUACAGAUUUCGCAUUCACCGGAUUCUAGCAAUAUUGAUUUUUACCUUUACAACAUUGCAGAUGUUGGCAUUGCGACUGAGGCCAAGGCCAACGGAUGAUUACCGCAAGUACUGGAACAUGUACCAUCAUUUUCUAGGGUAUGCUCUGCUUGCUCUCAUAUCAGUGAACAUAUUUCAAGGGAUUGCCAUCUUAAAACCAGAGCAUACCUGGAAAUGGAUAUACAUUGGACUGCUUGGUGUUUUGGGCUUCAUCACUCUAGCAAUGGAGAUUCUCACUUGGUAUGUAUUCAUGACUAAGGAAAAGAAAAACGCACCAACCAACACAAUUCAAGUACAGACAGCACCGAAGACAACAAGUGGGCUCUAACCCACCAACUUAAAGAACACACCUCUCAUCUCUUACCUCAUCUGAUGGAUAUGAGGAGCAUCUCAUUACUUUUGUUUCUUGAUUUCAGUUGUCCCUUGUGUUUUUAUAUAUUACAUUUAUUUCUCCUGACAUUUGGUAAUAUGUUGUUUGUAAACAUUAAAUUUUUAUUAAUGUUUGCAAAUUGAUAUUCUAAAAUGUCAACUCUGCCCUUAGUAAGAAUGGACUGAUAAUGGAAGGUUUUUUUGGAAGGUAAGACAAUGGAAGUUUUCAAGGGUAAACUAGUAAACUUCGUUAAAUAAGAGGUAAAAUAAGAAACUUUGCUGUUUAAGUACAAGAUAGUGUGCAUCAAUGUAUUUAUUAAAAAAAAAAAAAGUGGUGCAUCUGAGAGUCGUGACACCACCAUUGUGGACAUAUAGAAAAAAAAAAAAAAAAUGUAUUGCAAAUAAUAAAAAAUUGUAAAAAAAAUAAAAUAAAAUAAAUCACUGAAAGAAAACACUAGCAUUUCCUCGGUUCUUCUUAAGAGUGUUUUAGAAAAAUAAUGAUA